AUGAGCGAAAAAAACGGUAACAAUGGAAAAUUGUCGCUCAUGCAAAGAAAUGAAAUCAAACAUGUUUCAACUACAGGAAAUGAUCUCUUUAAUCUAAGUAAACCGCUUAUUUUGAGCAAAGAUAACUCACGUAACAGUUUGCUCAAUAAAAGUCUUUCAAUGACAGAAGAUUCAAUCUCGGGAAUCGAUUUUCCCGCGCAUAUUUCGCCAAACGAGUUUAGUUUGUCACUUUCAAAAUUUAAAUCUACAAACCUGCAAAAUAGUGCAAAUAUAGUAACAGAAAUAGUUGAAAAUCACGAAGUACUUAAGAAAUAUUUUGAUGGAUGGCUCAGUAUCGUUAAAAAAUCACAAGAAAAUCAAAUAAAUUAUUUAAACGUCCUUCAAAGACAUAAUAAGAGAUUACUACGAAAUAAAUUCGAUACACUUGUUGAAAGAUCCAAGUUAUUUGCAAAAUUACGCGAAAUUGGACAAAAUAUAAAAAUACAACGACAUUUUAAUUUAUGGAGAUCAUUUCAUACACAUGAAAGUCAACUAAGGCAACAGUAUUUGUUAUUUUUGCUUAAAAGACGCCAAAUUUACGAAAAAUCCUUUUUUAUUCAAUGGAAAAACAGAAUUUCUUUGAAUAGAAAAGUUCAAAAGCAUGAGAAUCAAUACUAUUUAACACUCCAAGCACAAACAUUCCAAGCUUUCAAAGAGAAUGUUAAAUUAUCUCAAAAUGAAAAGAAAAACAUCAAAAACAUCAAAGAAAUCAAUAGAUUUUAUUGUCAACGAGUUGCAUGGAAGAUUUGGAGAACUAGAAUACGUCAAAAGAGGCUUGAAAGAGCUUUAAUUAACAAAGAUAAGAAAAUUCUUGUAGAAAAGUACUUUGAUCGAUGGACUGAUGCUUUACAACGUCGUAAUCGUCAAAGAUCUAAAUUAAUCAACAUAAAAAUCUUCGUUCGGAACUCAUUAAUUCGAAGAUAUUUACAUCUUUGGAUAAAUCGAUAUAACGAACGAAUGGAAGUUGAGGAUUGUGCUUUAGCUUAUUCUAAUAAGUUUGGAAUGAAAAUUAUUGAAAAAUAUUUUUAUUUAUGGAUAUCAAAUUUUAAUUCAUCGAAUUAUUAUUCGCAAUGUGCUCAUUCCAUUGUUUUAUCAAUCAACAACAUCAAAACAAGGUAUUAUUUUGGAAUUUGGCUCUCAAAAUUCCAUCAAUUACAUCAUCGAAAUAAUAAUUUGAAAAUUUGUGAAGAAAAAUACGUAAUUCGUCAAGAAAGCAAAUAUUUUGCACGAUGGAAGUCAAAAUUCUACUUCACAAGGUUUACUAGACUUAAAUCCAUUCGUUUUGAGAAAAAAAUGGAAAAAAUUAUUUUAAAUUCUUAUUUUGCAAGGUGGAGAAUGAAUUUUCGUAUUAAAAACGAAGAUGAAUUUAAUGAGAAACAGUCAUGUGAGUUCUACAAGCUUUCUUUGAUGAUGAAAGCGUUUUCUAGAAUGAAAGUUUUCGCUGAAGAAAAAAUUAAUUUGAAAAGAAAAAUUAAAAUUGCUGAAAAAUUUAGAAAAAAUCAGCUUCUUUGGAAAGCUUAUCUUUGUUGGAGGAAUCAACAUAAAUAUAUUGCUAGACAGUGUUUCCUUGUUACAUCUGUUUUAAAGGUUUGGUCAUUGCAAGCGAAAAAGAAAAGAUUUUUGAUGUGGCGAAAUUUUGUUCUUGAUAAAAUGAAAAAGAGAAAACAAAUGAAAGAAGCUUAUGAUAUAUAUAUAUCUAGGUGCUAUCAGUUCGUUAUCAAUGGUUUUGUUGUUGGAUCAACAAAGAAAGUUCAUCCACCAAAACUAAAUGAAAUAAAAUUCGAAAGUUCAAGUGAAGACCUUCUUAAAUCAGAUGAUGAAAAUGAAAAACCAAUUCAGAUGAAAAUAAAAUCUGAUUUUGUUCCAAUCGAACCUCCAAAAAGACCUGACUUUCUUCCAUUGAAAUAA
Trichomonas vaginalis G3 is the source of this 1947-nucleotide messenger RNA. RefSeq lists its product as uncharacterized. Gene Ontology annotation, molecular function: phosphatase binding. Bases 1 to 1947 code for a protein of 648 amino acids. Lineage: Eukaryota; Parabasalia; Trichomonadida; Trichomonadidae. The transcript has a single exon. The record is from RefSeq and is a predicted model, not a curated record.